Boleophthalmus pectinirostris (great blue-spotted mudskipper) is the source of this 2422-nucleotide messenger RNA. Its product is annotated as synaptotagmin-like protein 2. Lineage: Eukaryota; Metazoa; Chordata; Actinopteri; Gobiiformes; Gobiidae. Gene Ontology annotation, cellular component: plasma membrane; exocytic vesicle. The record is from RefSeq and is a predicted model, not a curated record. The transcript has 9 exons. The coding region runs from base 269 to 2422 and encodes 717 amino acids. Gene Ontology annotation, biological process: intracellular protein transport; exocytosis. Gene Ontology annotation, molecular function: small GTPase binding; neurexin family protein binding.
UAAGAGCGCUUUUGAAAGUGCUCUAAUGCGAGCUGCGGGACAGAUGCUUGAGGAGUGACUGGAGCGGCUCUACUCAUCCUCAAAGUCUGAGUCCGCCCUUCAACUUCUGAUCAAGACGCGAGCUCCUCCAUCAGCGUCACAGCGGACAUAACAAGAAGCUCUUAACGUAAAAGAUCUGCACAAUGCCACUGAACUUUUGGAGCCGAUAGACCAAAGCUCCUGGUGUUCCUUAUAUUUUGGCUACCACCUGUUGGUGGAGACAAACAGGAUGAUUGACCUGAGCCACCUGACAGAGGAGGAGCAGGAGGUCAUCAUGACCGUAUUGUCCCGGGACGCAGAGCUGAAGAGGGCUGAGGACGAGAGGAUACGGAAACUGGAAAAUGCCCUUAACAGUGGCACCCAACAGCCUGACAGCAAUCUGAAGUACUUCACUGGAGAGUGGUUUUAUGAGGCUAAGUCCCGCAGACACAUGGACACAAUCCAUGGAUCUGAGAUCAUCUUGGCCUCCAUCAAACGGAGGAAGUCUGCACUGGAUGGCUCCAUAAGAAUGGAAAGAUCCAAGUCUCCCAGCAGUCAGGGCUCAGAUCUGAUCCCUCCACCAAAACCUGCAAGAACCUGGGAGGCCCUGCAGCCACAGGAGACAAACCCCACUGACAAAGAAGCCCUCCAAAUUCGCUCACCAAGAACGCCACGACACAACCCUUUUAACCGUGCCUCCCUCCUUGUUGUCGAUCCACCUGAAGAAACAGUAGAUGUUUCACAUGGUGCAGAGCAACAAUCUCCAGCAGUAACUGACUGUUCAGGGAGUCGUCAGACCCCAGCUGGCUCUGUUACUUCUGAUGCUUCCUCUGCUGGUUUUCGGCCUGUUCCCAAAAAGAGGACAUUUCUUUCCCGACGCUUCAGUGGUGCCCAGGACCCAGAGACUUUGGGGCGUCCUGUUGGAGUUGUACCUGCUCCGAGACGCAGCCUGCAAAAUAGUUCAAAUGGGAGCUCUCAUCUGUCCACUGUUAAACCACAAGAUACAAACACAGAAACAAAUGCUACGUCACCAAAACAAGUCAUGGAGUUUUCUCAAGCUUGCUCUAGAUCUAGUUUGGAGAGAAACACACCUGCACCAGAGAAAAACAGUGCCAGCUCAUACAUCACAAGAGAUGGGGAAGCUGAGGAUGGACAGGUCAAUCUUACACAAAAGCCGCCUGUAACCACGGAAACGGUCCCUCCACUCAGCAGCAAUAGCAUUCACAAUUCAGAGGGCGAGAUCAUCAGCAGUGUGGGGUCAGCAAGCAGGCAGGAGCUCAGCCUCACCCGAAGUAGUGUGGCUGCAGAACCAUCAGUAUCUUAUGAUCUGAAUUACAUUGAUAAGUCGGAUCAACAAAUGCAAGCCAAAGCUAAACAGGAACUCAGACUAAGUCCUCAGAUGGCCACCCCCACUGGAGAAGAGGAUGACUCCAUUACCAAGGUGCUGGACUGGUUCAACCGCAGCAGUGACAGCAGUGACUGGCUCAACAACAGUGAGGAAAAGAUCACAAAAAGCUCCAAAGAUGAGUAUCUAGCCAGCACAGAGGCAGAUCCUGAUACUGGCAAGUCACAUGUACCAAUAGAAAUACAUCAACAGCUGAAGCAGGAAGAGAACAAUAAUGAAAAUCAACAUGCCAAAAUUUCUUAUCUGAAGUCUUUUUGGGAGAAAAGCAAUGCAGGGCCCAAAGUAUUGAUCAGCAAAUCAAUCACAUCUAACGACAAAGAAUCAAAGACCAGCAAAGAUGAAGAGCGCUGCGAUACCCAAUCAACUACAAGCAUACACAAUAACAUGGGUGUACAUCAAGAAGAUACUGAUAAACUGCCAGAUGCCAACUGUAAGUACUCAGAUGUCAGUGAAAGUAUUUAUAUAACCAGAGCCAAUAGUUCACAUCAGAAAGAAACCAAUUCAGAGUUACAAAGUUUAACCGGACCAGAAAUACAUUUAGUAAAAACGGCACCUGCCUCAUUAUUUGCUCCAAACAAACAAACUAAUGGUAUUUCACUGUUGGUUGAGGACCUACAAUUUGAAGAAAUAAACAAGCGAGAAAAGAGAAUCCCUGAGUUCCAGGUUCAGGUAAAAGACAAUUUGGAGUCAGACCAGCUUGUUCACCUCAAGCCAAAUAAACAAAUUAGCCCUAAAAUUCAAGCACACAGUUCAAAUGAGGACAUGAAAAGGAGAAAGCAUAGAGAUAGAAGUCCUAAAAGUGCACCCAUCAAAGACAGAAGUCCAGUGUUUAACAGACACGUCAGCACACAGGAUGUCCCACUGAAGGAUAAAGAAAGAAUCAAGCAUCUCAAAUCAUUCUGGGAACAGGAAAGAGCAAAAACAGGAUAUAUUGUGAAAACCAGAGCAGAUCUUAAAUCCACAAGUGGGAAACUAAACAAAAAGACAUGCCAAGUCUGA